This is a messenger RNA of Zingiber officinale, 3898 nucleotides long. Its product is annotated as 30S ribosomal protein 3, chloroplastic-like. Gene Ontology annotation, cellular component: ribosome. Bases 3209 to 3730 code for a protein of 173 amino acids. Gene Ontology annotation, biological process: translation. Gene Ontology annotation, molecular function: structural constituent of ribosome. The transcript is spliced from 2 exons. Lineage: Eukaryota; Viridiplantae; Streptophyta; Magnoliopsida; Zingiberales; Zingiberaceae. The record is from RefSeq and is a predicted model, not a curated record.
GUGUGCACUAUCAAAACUAAGUUGGUAUUAUGAUGCUCCUCAGUAACAGUUGGUCACAGUUGUGCCAAUAAAAUAAAGAGCCUAGAUCAAAGAACAUGAACAAAAACUGAAAUCUACUUCUAGUUGAAUUCAAUUUAAUAAUUCCUAGUCGGGCACGACAAAUUGAAGCCCGAGAUUAACGGGAUAGAUGACUAAGUUAGUUAACUAGUCAAUUAGGGAGACAUACAGCCAAGCAUGGAUGCCACCUACCCAAACUUUGACUCCUCACAAUAUGACAACCAUAAUCUCCUUUUAAUAAAAUGCAGCAAAUAACGUGGCCCCAAGGAAAAAUUGAAUUUUGUAGUCCUAACUUUGAAACUGAUUCCGUUUGAUGUUACCUGUGUAUGAUGCCAAGCUCCAUGCCUGCCCAGACAACCAAAGGGAGGUGGCCCUUGUUCAACUCCAGUCUGAAUAUAUGUUUGGUGCUGUGAUCAGUAAAUUGUGAAGUUUGGCUCUCAUUCUUGUUUUCUCUUUGAACUUUCACCAACCAUGAGUCAACGAGUCAUCAAGAGUGUGAAAGCAUGAGCUGCAUGAUGAUGACUGGAGGAAAAUAAAGGAGCAAUUUUUUGACUAGUUAUAAGCAAAAACACAUGAGGAGGAAUCUUACCUCCUCCAGUUUUUUAAUCCUCACAGUGAAGGAUAAUGUGCAUGGUAAAUGCAAGUCUUUGGUAGCAUAUAUAUAUUAUAUGUAAAAGAAGAUUAUCUGAAUUAAAGAAACUGUGUUGAUCUCAUAUUUACCUUUUUAAAUAUCUAGAAAACAUAAAGAACUCAUUAAAGUAUACAAUUCGCAUGACAUACAAAGAAGAUUUCCAUUGGAAUAGUUGGGCUAUCUAAUAUCAAAGAGACAAUUAAUAGCUUUAAAUCCAAAGAGGGUUGCCUUUAAUUCAUUCACGAUAUCAUCCAAUCUUAGAGAUCAUUUGAAUGUUAAGCUAUUCUAAAUGACAAUUUAGGAUCAGAUAUUCAAUAUGCAAGGUGUUCUUGGUGUAGUGACAUUACACUAUCAAGUAAGAAGAAGAUUGAGAUAACGAAACAUUUAGAAGAUCCAAUAGUGAAGAAAAAAAUUGGUAUCAACUGCCUGUGAAAAUCAAUUUCUUGGUGGGAUUAAUCAAUGGGAAAGAAGAAUGAGUUAGUUAAGUAGAUCUUGUCCAUUUGGGACACUAAAAUCCAGAAAUUCCACCUACCAAAAGUUUGACUGCUACUAGUUAAUUAAUGCCACCUUCUAAUAAAACCAAAUAUGCCUCAUGUUGGUGUGCAAUGUCUACCAUGGUUGGUGGAUUAAGUCUAGUCCUUAUCUUUCCCGUCUUUCAGACUGAAUCGAUCAAUUCAUUGGCAUUUUGAUCGAAUUGCCUACUGGUUCUCAUUCUUUGAUUUAAUCAGGUUUGGAAGACUCAUGGUCCUAGCAGGAGGCACAUGCUUAAUGUGUUAAAAAUUAAUCCUUUCACCAUGCAAGGUGGCGUAAAACUUAAAAGGGAUUAUUUUUUUGACUUCCAAAGAGGCUCAGAGUAAUCGGUCUUCAUGAGUGUGAAACCUUGGACUGUAGGAUGACUGACCGAGGAGCAAUCCUUGAAUUGACUAAACAAACAACAGCCCAUAAAAUAGUGUUAUUUAACCUAUUUAUUUAUAUGUACACUUUAUUUUAAUCUAAAGAAAAAGCAUGCUCAUGGAAAUUGGAAUGGACCAAGAACAACAAUAUGAUAGAAUUUUGUAAGCCUAUUUAUCAAACACUGGGCAAUUUUUUUUAACAAAUUUUGAUGAGAUUGUAUUGUUGGUGUUUUGAGGUAUUGCUAACUUAUACUAAGGAUUGACACUGUUUACUAGAAUGAACAAUAAGUCAAUUAUAACUAUUUUGUUUCUUUGCUCAUAUUCUCCUAGAGACAACAGAUUCCUUAUGUUUCAUACAAUAUUAAAUCAUGAAGUAUGUCAACCAUUUUUGGGGUUCUAUAUUUGGACCAUUCAGAAAACCAUAAUCUCAUCUAUGGCGAACCUGAAGUUUGCCUACCUCAUCAAAGGUGUGAAACAUCAUCCUCUUUGUUAGCAAUAAUUUCAUCCAUUUGUGCUCCAUCAAUUCAUGGCUGGCUUAGUUGGAGGAGAAUGCACAUAUAUGCUUCGUCGGUGACACUAAAACUAAAGCCUAUAUCGAUGUCAUCCCCUUCCCUAGUUUCAUAAACCUAACAAUUAAAGGAGAAAUCCUUGUGCAAAGUUUGUAAGUACAUAGUGUGCAAAUGCACACGAGUGAAAUAGAAUCAGAUGGGCCUCCUUGUGUAGUUCCACAUUUUCUUGGUUUUAGUUUCUUGUAUAGUUCCAUAUUUUCUUGACAAAUCAACUGUCAAGAAAAAUAUAUCUCACCAAAAGAAUCAUUUUGUAAACAGUGAAAGGAAGGUGAUUUCUAGUACAAUGCUUCAUGAGAUAUAAUCUUAUCCGUUGAUAAAUGGACAAACAAACCUUCUUGAUCCUCUAUGGUCUAACAAUAUAGGAAACUUUAUUCUUUCCAUCAUCUAAAUGCCAGAUGUGUUCAAGAUGAAAUUACCUAUAUAAAAGCAAGUAUCAAAGUUAGCAUAGGUGGGAAACCAUCCUUGCACAUGAAGAAGCUGUCUACUUGCCAUAAAAUGGAAACGGCCAGUGAAUGACAUCAAAUUUUAAUGAUGCAUGAAUUGACUCCAAAAAUGUUGGAUUGCUGAAUCACAGAAACAGACACUCUUUCACUCAGAAGACAGUAUUAACAAAAUGUGAAACUUGCAGCUCUAAGGAACACAGACAAUACCUGUGAAACUGGAACUUCUCUUGAAUACGAAGAUGGAUGUCAGUUGUCAGCAAUGAGAAAGCGCGACUUUCCUAAGGAGGUAGACAGCCAAAGAAGUGAAGAAUAAAACACAAAAGACUAUGAAUCAACUUGGCCUAGGGUUUGCGACGUAGUGUCCACAGCCGAUCUCGAUCCGCCACCCUCAUCAAUCUCAUAUCUUCCACGCAAGGCCAAUCCACAAAGGGGAGCAGGAGCUUGUGGCACUGGAGGCCUUGUGUGCGGGGGAAUAUAAGUUGGGCCAGCCCAUCAAUAGCCCUUGAACCGGCCCAUUACAUUUCUCGGACCUUAUCCAAAGCAAAUUGAGAUCUGAAGGGCGUGAAACUCGCCAGCGAGAGGGGAGAACGGAGCAGCGAGAGAUUGGCGGGGAAGAUGCAGUGCGCGAGCCCUGUCACCGCCCAACCCAUCCUUCCCGCUCUGCGCCAUGGCCGAGUUCCAUCCCCCAAAUCUCUCUUCCCUUCUCUCGCCGGCGGAGCAACCGUUACUUCCGAAUCCAAGGCCAGGGUACGUUUCCAGCGGCGUACACUGUCGGCGGCCGCUGCCUCCGCCUCCGCUCAGGUCGUAGAAGCCUCGUCGGAUGUUGACCAAUUUGAGGACGGCGAGCAAUCCGCGGAGAAACAGGGCGUGGUGGUGAAACCCAUAGAGAAGCCGCGGCUGGUUCUACGGUUCAUAUGGAUGGAGAAGAACAUCGGACUGGCGCUCGACCAGGUGAUUCCCGGCCACGGCACCAUACCGCUGAGCCCUUACUUCUUCUGGCCGCGAAAGGACGCGUGGGAGGAGCUCAAAACCAAGAUCGAGGAGAAGCCUUGGAUUUCGCAGAAGCGCAUGAUCAUCUUCCUCAACCAGGCCACAGAUAUCAUCAACCUCUGGCAACAGAGCGGUGGCAACCUGUAGCACUCCCUCCCCUUCCUCCACUUGCUUCGACCUAUUUCCUUAUUCUCCAUGGUAUAUAGGUUAGUUUGAUGUUGUUACUUUGUUGUAGAAUUUUGUCUAUUAUGCAUUUACUUCAAAGAUAUUUAUGCUGGAUCAACGAAACCUGGAAGAUAUUUUCCAUAAUUCAAA